CCCAUCUCUCCUAACGUUCUAACGCGCAUGUGCGGUAAGCGCUGGAUCCUGGCACGACUUCUCAUAUAAAAAGGCAGGGUAACGAGUCAGAGUUCGUAAGAGAAUAGGAAACCAAUGAUUCCCAUAUGUCCAGUAGUCUCCUUCACCUAUGUGCCCAGCCGGCUAGGUGAAGAUGUCAAAAUGGCCACCGGCAACUACUUCGGCUUUACCCAUGGAGCUGCGGCGGCCCAGUACAGUCAGCAGCCGGCUGCUGGGGUAGCGUACACCCACCCCACUACAGUGGCCAGCUAUACUGUGCAUCAAGCACCUGUGGCGGCACACACGGUGGCGGCAGCUUACGCCCCUACAGCCGCCACGGUUGCUGUUGCUAGGCCUGCACCAGUUGCCGUAGCAGCAGCGGCUACUGCUGGCGCUUAUGGAGGAUACCAGCCAGCCCACGCUGCCACGGAUUACGGGUAUGCACAGAGACAGCCGGAGGUGCCCCCACCACCACCUCCUGUUACCUCACAGAACUACCAGGACUCCUAUUCCUAUGUGCGGUCCACAGCUCCGGCUGUAGCGUAUGACAGUAAACAAUACUACCAGCAGCCUGUGGUUACACCUGCUGUGGCCGCUGCAGCAGCCCAGCCUCAACCCACGGUGGCCGAAUCCUACUAUCAGACAGCAGCUAAAACUGGAUACAGCCAAGGCGCCACUCCAUACACCCAGACCCAACAAACGCGUCAAGUUACAGCCAUAAAGCCAGCCACCCCCAGACCUGCCACCUCAACCUUCUCCAUUUACCCAGUGUCCUCCGCUGUACAGCCGGUCGGAGCUGCGGCGGGCGCCUCUGUAGUCCCGUCAUACUCUCAGAGUCCCACCUACAGCACCAAUGCAGUCACAUACUCUGGAACGUCAUACUCUGGCUAUGAAGCUGCAGUGUAUUCGGCUGCCUCCUCCUACUAUCAGCAGCAGCAACAGCAGCAGAAACAGGCGGCCGUUGCCGCAGCAGCCACUGCAGCAUGGACUGGCAGCACUUUUACCAAGAAAAUUCCCUUGCAGAACAAAACACUUAAACCUAAACAGCCCCCUAAACCACCACAGAUACACUACUGUGAUGUCUGCAAGAUCAGCUGUGCUGGACCCCAGACCUAUAAGGAGCAUCUGGAGGGUCAAAAGCACAAAAAGAAGGAAGCCGCACUGAAACUGUCACAGAGCAGCAGUAGCAGCAGCGGAGGCGGGAGCUCCACCCGCAGCACACAGAAUCAGCUUCGCUGUGAGCUCUGUGAUGUCUCCUGUACUGGAGCCGAUGCCUACGCGGCACACAUCAGAGGAGCCAAACACCAGAAGGUUGUGAAAUUGCAUACCAAACUUGGAAAGCCGAUACCGUCCACAGAGCCCAGUGUUGUUUCCCAGUCCUCCACCUCCAGUACAGCUGCUCCCAAUAAAUCUGCCAGCUCCAACAUCAGCAGCUCCACAAGCACAUCGUCCAACCUCUCUGCUUCCUCUGUUUCUGCCUCUUACUUAAAAUCUGGCAGCAUGGUCAACAGCAUGGCAGCUUCAGCUUUACAGGGCAAGAGCCCAGUGCCCAACAGUGUCUCGGUCAACAGCACCUCUGUCAAGAAGGUCAACACACCCAAGAUCAACUUUGUUGGUGGAAACAAGUUGCAGACCACUGCUGUUAAAAAUGAAGAAUCCAAGAUGGAGGCUGCUAAAGCAGCACAGUCCACUAUGUCUGCACCACCAGCGGACCAAAAGAAUGAAUUGCCUGACCCUCUGUCACCUCAGUCAGCACUUGCAGCCCUGCAGAGUGAUGUCCAGCCCGUCGGACAUGACUAUGUUGAAGAGGUACGGAAUGAUGAAGGAAAGGUUAUCCGAUUCCACUGCAAACUGUGUGAAUGCAGUUUCAAUGACCCGAAUGCCAAAGAAAUGCAUUUGAAAGGAAGGAGACAUCGACUGCAGUAUAAGAAAAAGGUGAACCCAGAUCUCCAGGUUGAAGUGAAACCUAGCAUCCGAGCCAGGAAGAUCCAAGAGGAAAAGAUGAGGAAGCAGAUGCAAAAGGAAGAGUAUUGGAGAAGACGUGAAGAAGAGGAGCGCUGGAGGAUGGAGAUGAGGCGCUAUGAAGAGGACAUGUAUUGGCGACGUAUGGAGGAAGAUCAGCACCACUGGGAUGAAAGGCGCAGAAUGCCUGAUGGCGGUUAUCCACAGGGUCCACCUGGACCUCCUGGUCUGCUUGGAGUGAGGCCUGGGAUGCCCAUUCCUCAACCACAAGGACCAGUGCCUCCACGUCGCCCUGAUUCCUCAGAUGAUCGUUAUGUGAUGACCAAACAUGCAGCUAUUUACCCUUCUGAGGAUGAGCUCCAGGCCAUCCAGAAGAUUGUAUCAAUCACUGAGCGAGCACUUAAGCUUGUCUCUGACAUAAUCACAGACCAAGAUGCAAGUGCGAAGGGCAAAGAAGAGGACAAAGAAAAGAAAGAGCCUCCCAAAGACAGAGUGCUGAAAGGAGUGAUGCGGGUAGGCGUUCUCGCCAAAGGGCUGCUUCUGCGAGGAGACAAAAAUGUCAACCUAGUCCUCCUCUGUUCUGAGAAGCCAACCAAGAAUCUGCUUACACGCAUUGUGGAACAUCUCCCCAAACAGCUUACGAUUGUAGCUCCGGAGAAAUAUGAGGUAAAAGGCUCCGUCCAAGAGGCUGCCAUUAUCCUUACCUCCUCUGCUGAGCCCAAGAUGCAGGUGACCAUCACCCUCACCUCGCCUGUCAUCCGAGAGGAAAACACCCGGGAUGGAGAUGUAACCUCGAGUAUGGUGAAAGACCCAGCGGACGUCUUGGACAGGCAAAAAUGCCUUGACGCUCUGGCUGCCCUACGCCACGCUAAGUGGUUCCAGGCUAGGGCUAAUGGACUCCAGUCAUGUGUGAUUGUCAUUCGAAUACUGCGUGACCUUUGUCAGCGAGUACCCACCUGGUCUGCCUUUCCUAGCUGGGCUAUGGAGCUGCUGGUGGAGAAGGCCAUCAGCAGUGCCUCUGGACCAAUGAGCCCAGGAGAUGCUCUGCGAAGAGUCUUUGAGUGUAUUUCUUCAGGCAUUCUGCUGUCUGGUGCUCCAGGAUUGAUAGACCCCUGUGAGAAGAAUCCAACAGAUACACUGGCUACCAUGGAAGAGCAGCAGAGAGAGGACAUUACGUCAAGCGCUCAGUUUGCCUUGAGGCUGCUGGCAUUCCGUCAGAUUAACAAGGUUCUGGGUAUGGACCCCUUGCCCCAGAUGAACUCGCGCUUCAACGUACGGAAUAACCGCAAGAGGCGUCGCGACAACAGUGACGGGACUGAUGGAUUCGAAGCUGAAGGGAAGAAGGACAAGAAGGACUACGAGGGGUUCUGAAAUGCACCACAGUACAACUAACCCUGCUCUCCCUUCACCCGUUUCAAAUCCUGUUCAGUCCAGGAAUACAAAAUGUUGUUUCUGUUGACCUCUGUGCAUGCUGAUUACUACUCGUUAAUGUUUUUAAGAUCUGGUAAAGACCUAUUAAUGGCCACUUGGGGAAAUGCCAGGCUUCAUGUCCUUGACACAUAGACUGUGGUCCAUCUCAUUUAUUUAGUCUGGUGUCUCGGCAGAAAGAUUUGAGAUGUGUGCAAACCAAGAGAAGUUAAGCCUAAAGUUCAUGCUCUGUUCAGCAGAUUGGAUGUAAUCAUUCACCAUCUUCAGAUCUCUUACGAGCUUCAGACUAGGCAUUUGUAGAAGUCUGGGCUGCGUACUUGUGUCAGUAUGGAACAGAUUCUUUCUUUAAAGUCUAUCUUAUCCUUCUAGUGCCCCAUGUAAAGUAACUUUGACAUUGGCUUCCUUGGCUUUGCAAAAAAUUGUUUCUGUGUUUUUGAAACUUAUUUUGUUUAGAGACAUUCCUCUUAAAACCACAAGAUCGAAGAUAAAAUGAUUGAUUAAUGCGACGCGCUAGUCCUAUUGUGAUGAAUGUGACAUACUGGAUGUGGAUUUAUACAAGUAUGUAUUUUCCAUUGCUAGUGCAUUCUGAAGGCAGGGUUGGCUUUUAACCAUUUGUACAUUUGUCAAUUAAUAUCCUUGAAACAUCUUCAGAUUCCUUGUUCUUUCUAUAUGCUUAAUGCAAGUGAUGUAAGGCUGCACUUGUCCUAAGUUAGGCUGUAACGUGUGCUCUGACAUUCACAGGCCUCUGUGGUGUAGCUGUAUCACAUUUCUGAAGACACUGACCGUUGAAAUCAGACCUGGGCAAAAUACCAUUAGCAUCUAUCAAUUGUCUCUGUAAGUUUAAUAAGGAAUCUUGUGUUACCAGUCCAUUUCACAUCAGUUGUUCACACAAGGAAGUAUUCAAGCAGCAAACAUUUGUUCUUUAAGGUCAAAUAAUUUUUUUUUUGGUUGGAUUGUUUUUCCUUUAGAAAUAGUAAUUGGCCCAGGUCUGCCUGUGUUUUGUGUUCAUAAUGUUGUAAACCUUAAAUGUGAUCAUAUAACUGUAUGAUCUCUAAUAUAUGAUCAUUUAAUAAGCCUGUAUCUAAUCUUGCAGUAGAUCUCGAGAAACAAAUGCCUGUAUGGUUUUAAAGCCCUGGAAUGUGUUCUUUUUUUUUUUUUUUUUUUUUUAAUGUUCUGUUUUUAUGGAUUUUGUUUUACUGAUUUAUAGAUGCAUAGUUGCUUGCCCUAAUUUUGGUUUCUGAUUCGAGUUUGUUUAAUAUCUGUUGAAGAUGGGAGGGACACAAGUAAAAUAUCGGUGUUGUAACAGCAGAUUGAUGUAGACUUACCCUUUGAUGCUUGUCAUUCGAUGUCAAGGUACUACUGCAUUACAAUGCCUAUAAUAAAGACAUUUCCAGAAUGA
Messenger RNA from Cyprinus carpio (common carp), 4807 nucleotides. Its product is annotated as zinc finger RNA-binding protein. The record is from RefSeq and is a predicted model, not a curated record. Bases 115 to 3351 code for a protein of 1078 amino acids. Gene Ontology annotation, molecular function: single-stranded RNA binding; double-stranded RNA binding; zinc ion binding. Gene Ontology annotation, cellular component: precatalytic spliceosome. NCBI's taxonomy places the organism in Eukaryota, Metazoa, Chordata, Actinopteri, Cypriniformes, Cyprinidae. The transcript is spliced from 20 exons.